Petromyzon marinus (sea lamprey) is the source of this 3362-nucleotide messenger RNA. Lineage: Eukaryota; Metazoa; Chordata; Hyperoartia; Petromyzontiformes; Petromyzontidae. The record is from RefSeq and is a predicted model, not a curated record.
AAUAUCCAGGAAUGGGAGAGUUUUAUUCACCUCCACUUCCAUGGUGAACUGGAUGGAUGGGUUUUGCGAGUUGAGAUGAGUUAGGAAAUUAAUUAAGUGUAUCUGUAAGUGUAUAUUUAAAUAGGGUCCAUGGUAAAUUAAAGAUCUACCUCUAAGCGGCACGACAGUUUUAGGCAAACCAUUUGAUAAACUUAGCCGGUUGUUUAUAAGUUAAACCCCUAAACAUAAGAAGGAAACAACUUAAUACUUAAGUAUGGAUCAUCUUUACAAGCAUUAUCAUGCCUUUCUCCCAUUACAGACGGACAGAGAUAUGGAAUUUAACACGUUCAACCUUAUUUGGAGAUCGUAAAACAACGAGACAAAUGACAGCUGAAUCUCAAAUAAAAGCCACAACCCUGGUAGCGACAAUUAAUAAAAUCGCUUAGUGUGCUUUCCUGUUCCGCCCAUAUGUUUCUGACCACCCCCACUAGCCCAGCGCAUCUCUUGAACGAUGUUUUCCGUAUCUUCCUGGUUAAUGAGUGACGAGGGUUUAUCAAUUAAGGAGGCGCGUGGUUAAUCACACAGUCCCAAGUCCACGGCGCUGCCAUGAGUCCGAGUGAGCUCGGGUGGUGCGCAUCGUGAAAACCAGUCGACCUCCAGGCAGGCCGGAUGAGUGGAAAUUCAAGAACUUGGUGCUGCCCGUGUGAAAUAUGAAAGGGCCGUUUCGGCUAUUGGUGCUUUACGGUCUGGUGACUGUGGGAACCUCCCAAGUAGACGUGGAGCAGUUCGUGAAUGGGAGCAGGGGGAAAGAGGUCACUCUGAGAUGCAUCUACACGGGGUUAGAGACCCCUGGGAGUAUAUCCUGGAAGAAAGGAAACGGAGACUCCUCAGUGAAUAUCGCCAUAGCCCUUUCCAGUAGUUACAGAAUUUACAAUACCAGCGACUUAUUUGGGCGACUGAACUUCACAAACAUCAACUCUCAACUUAUGGACGGAUCCAUCCGCAUUGAGGACCUGCGUCUGGAGGACAAGGGAGACUUCACCUGCGCCUUUGCCACUACUGAUGACCCUCAACCUGAAGCAACAAUCAGCCUCACUGUGACCGGUGAGGCGUUUUUUACCCCGAACGUCUCUCUGGAGUUGAACCCAUCCCAGUUGAUAGACGGCAUGGGGCUGGUGACUGUGGCCACGUGCGUCGCUCAGGAAGGAAAACCCGCAGCCUCCAUCACCUGGAGUGGCCUCAAUCAGGGCAGCUCAAAUGAGACCACGAAGGAGGAGCCGGACAGUACGGUGACGGUGAGGAGCCGCUAUUGGCUGGAGCCCACAUAUGAGAGCCACGGGCAGACGCUCACCUGCAGAGUGGAGCACCCGGCCCUCGAGUCUCCAGUGGAGUUCCCUACCACCCUCAACAUCUACUUUCCCCCGAACGUCUCCCUGGAGUUGAACCCAUCCCAGUUGGUCGAGGGCAUGGGGCUGAAGGACUGUGUAAAGAGAAGUAUUACAAUAAACAGAGUGUGCCUCAUAAGAAGUUUAUUCGUCAUUAUAAACACUACACAUGUGCCUCCAUUCGCAGACAAACCAAGUGUGAGUAUCGCUAGCUAUGAUGGUGAUUGGUACGUGGAUAAGGAAGCAGCCUCGUUGACUUGUGAAGCAGACGCGAACCCUAACAUCACGCACUACCUGUGGGACAGGUAAGGGACCACAAGAAACUGUCAAUACAGCUACCUCUUGUUUUAUGGCACGUAAUGCAAAAUCGGUUGGAGUUAAGGACAGAGCAGACUAUCGAAUCUCAUUCUCACGUCCACAUAUUUCACCGGUUACCAUACAUAUUAAAUUUACAAUACCACCAUACAUGUAUUAAAGAUAGUGACAUCCUAUUUAAAGAAAUAAUAUGAAGUGAAACAAAAAAUAUGUUAACACGUAGUGAGAUGUUUUAAUGUGGCAGCAUAACUGGGGCUCGUGAAGGGGCGAGAAUUGGUGGGGUUACUGGAGAGAGAGGGAGGGGUCGUCUUCAUCGGAUGGUGACGGUGGUAGAGAUGGUGGCACUUUUGAAUGUGCGCACAAAGUCCACGUGGACAAGAUCUUCAAAAUGGCGCUUGAGAAUGAGAUGCUAAUGCUGCUGCCCACACUUGUGCUUGUUGUCAAACUGCUGCACCUUAGGCAGCAUUGCUACUGAACUUUGUUGCCUGACUAACGAUGAGCUUGGAGCAUGUUCCGUAAACUAUGGCCAACGCGGUAGAGCACGUCAUUUCAAUGAUAGUGCGUGCAAAUCCAAAAUAAGUGUAAAUUAAUCAAACAUGGUAUUUUGCAUUCGCGUUACAUAAACACUUGUAAAAAGUGAGGCGACUUUAGUUGCCAUUGUUACAGCUCUUUCUCAAACGACGACUAGAUGUAGGUCCCCUCCCCCAUUCCGUGGCUGUUAUGCAACAUGUUUUGCCAUACUGCUAGAUUGAAAACUAAUUUCUUUAGAACUGCUUGUGCUUAUUUUGUUCUCCUUGUCCCGCACCUCAGAAUACCACGGUUGGCUACAUACGUUCCAAAAGAAGUUCAACAUACAUACAUCUAAUUAAAUUUCUCCGCAGUUUCUGCAGCAGUGUAAUCACAUGAUACUGACUGUGUGUCGCGCUCCGUGUUGUGGUGUGAUUGCUCGUAGACAAGACGGCUUUCUGCCCAACGGGGCGGUUGUGAGAGGCAACUCUCUGUCCUUUGAGCGGCCGCUAGUGGAGUCAGACUCUGGGUCGUUUUCCUGCUGGGCCAAUAACUCUGUGGGCUGGGGCGAGGCGGUGGUUAUCAUUACCAUCCGGCCAGGUAUAACUACGGCUGCUACAACCAUCGCUACUACAACAACUAUAUCCACUAUGCCUGUGGCAGCCACUACACCAGGUACAUCAGCAGCUGCUUUCCUUUGUUGACAUCCCACCAGCCCCCCAUAGGUUUGUUUUUCCUUUAGUGUGAAGUCUGUAAAUCAUGAGAACACAUUAAACGCAUUUGGGCAGGCCAGAAAAGCAAAUAGAUUUAACAAAACAAAAACACACAAAGCUCUGGUUGCGUGUAUUCUCAAAAGUGUGGUCUCUGACAAAAUGGCUGCAGUUAUUUUGAACUGGUGGUUUUGCAUCAGGCAGAGAUAACUUUUAUACAUGUGUAGUGUGUUACUCACACCGACACGUUGUAACAAGUCAGCUGCUUACACUUUAUUCACCUAUUCUUGCACCAGUUGUAGGCACUCUGUUCACUAUAUAUCCGGUCACUUAUGUUUAACUUCUCCCCACUCUUGUCUACCUUCCACGUCACUCAUGUUGCACUCAGCAGCGUCUCUUUAGCUCUUGUCAGGCCGGCGCCUGUCGGCCCAUCAAUCAACCCUUAUCUCCCGUCUCCCUGGCAACA